CACGAACUUCAGGCAUGGAAAAAUUCAUCACUCCUCUGUGAGGACAUCAGAUUUUCAUCCAGCAUUUUGUUCUUAAGCACUUUUGCAAAAAGGGCCUGCAGCAAUGUCAGAGAGGAAGCCCAAAAACUCAGACACACGUCCCAAGAACCUGCGGAGCUGGAGCGCUGACAGUUAUAUCCGCAGUAUUAAAAAACGCUCCCGUGGGUCACGCCAUGAGACAGCACCCCGAGGGGAAGAGGAGGAAGGAACGAACGACCAGACCGUACGCUCUGCCUCUUGUCCCCGGAGACGUCGAGAGCGAAAGUGCAGCUGCACGAUCCCUGGAGAAACCGAUUCGGACUCUCCUUGCAGGAAAGCCCUGUCCCGCCGCUCUCUGAGGCAGAAAUUUCAGGAUGCCGUCGGCCAGUGUCUCCCUCUCCGCAAUCACCACCACCAUCACCACCAAUCUGGUUCUUCACGUCCAUUCUCCGUCCUUUUGUGGUCCAAACGGAAGAUUCACGUGUCUGAGCUCAUGGAGGACAAGUGUCCGUUCUCUCCGAAAUCCGAACUGGCUCAGUGUUGGCAUCUGAUUAAAAAACACGGCACUCAUACCAAACCUUCUUUAAGCAUUGAAACCGAACCCAAAGGUCCCUUGUUAUCCUCCUCUCCUCCGAAGCUCAUUUCAUGGGAGGAGAUCAGCUCUACUGGGGCUUCUAGUUUGGACGACUGGGAUCCGGCUUUUUCACAUGGAGACGGUCAGUGCUGCGCCCACACUGACUACAUCCUGGUUCCUGAUCUGCUUCAGAUCAACAACAGCCCUUGUUAUUGGGGAGUCCUGGAUCGUUUCGAAGCUGAGCAGCUUUUGGAAGGCCAACCUGAGGGGACUUUUCUGCUCCGAGACUCUGCCCAGGAUGAAUAUCUCUUCUCGGUUAGCUUCAGACGCUAUAGCCGCUCCCUCCAUGCUCGAAUAGAGCAAAAUGGAAAGCGCUUUAGCUUCGAUGGCCGUGACCCUUGUAUGUACAGAGAUUCCAGUGUCACAGGCCUGUUGAGGCACUACAGUGACCCGGCCACAUGCCUAUUUUUUGAGCCUCUUCUCUCUCGCCCUUUACCUAGGAACUUUCCGUUUUCUUUGCAGCACAUGUGCAGAGCGGUCAUCUGUAGCUGUACAACAUAUCAGGGCAUUGACGCCUUGCCUUUACCCUGUACUUUGAGACACUUCCUAAGGCAAUACCACUAUAGAUGCAAUGGAGCUUGUGCUGUUUGAAAACAGAAUUACAGGUUGCUUGAACUGACAGAUUGAAAGGCACAAUAAAUGUAUUCAACACAACAUGGUGGACGUAGUUAUCAUGCAGCACAAAAACAGUUUAUGUUUUUAACGUAAUCUUAUUGAAAACCAAAGAUGGACAUCGGUUUACAUUUCUAUACUACUGCAUAUUUUUUGCAGGUUUUCAACUGUAUUCAUUUGAUUUGUCUUUUUCUUGU
Molecule: messenger RNA, 1461 nt
Organism: Labeo rohita (rohu)
Lineage: Eukaryota; Metazoa; Chordata; Actinopteri; Cypriniformes; Cyprinidae
Gene: socs4
Product: suppressor of cytokine signaling 4
Exons: 2
Coding region: 104-1243 (379 amino acids)
Biological process (GO): phosphatidylinositol phosphate biosynthetic process; intracellular signal transduction
Cellular component (GO): phosphatidylinositol 3-kinase complex
Molecular function (GO): 1-phosphatidylinositol-3-kinase regulator activity
Source: RefSeq, a predicted model, not a curated record